Talpa occidentalis (Iberian mole) is the source of this 690-nucleotide messenger RNA. RefSeq names its product meiosis-specific kinetochore protein-like. The annotation marks the transcript as partial. The record is from RefSeq and is a predicted model, not a curated record. The transcript is spliced from 3 exons. NCBI's taxonomy places the organism in Eukaryota, Metazoa, Chordata, Mammalia, Eulipotyphla, Talpidae. Gene Ontology annotation, biological process: male meiosis chromosome segregation; meiotic sister chromatid cohesion, centromeric; female meiosis chromosome segregation. Gene Ontology annotation, cellular component: kinetochore.
UUCCUCUCGUGCUGCCCUGUCGGCCGUCCUGGCCGUCGCCGCCCUCCGACUGUAGCUCUGUUCCUGAGGAAGGCCACGCGUGGAGAGGCCACCGAGGGCCCGGGGGCGCCGAGGCCCGGGGUGGGAUGGCGCUGUGGCCACAGGUCUACACCCGCAAGAAGCGGGCCUGCGAAAGGCUUAACCUGACCCCGACGCCAGAUCUAGGCACCCUUGAGAAGGUGGAGGCCCCCUCAGGUCCUGGCCGAGGCCUCCCUGCCCACUGGAAGCCCGGCCUGGCUGACCUGUGGGGCGGCACCCGGGACAGGUGGGUCGGGGGGCACCUGGGCCUCGACGCCAGGGACCCCAGAGGCCCGCGGGCGGCCUCCCCAGGCUUUCGCCUUGAAAGGAGUCGCCCUCUCUCAGGCGCGAAAGGAAGUGGCCAAGGGCAUGAUUUGGCGAAGAUCGUCGAGAAGGCUGAGCAGAGCAGGCUGAGAGGUAGCGGCUCUGGGCCGCUGAGCACUCAAUUAAGAGUCUCAGGACAGAAAAGCCCGCAAGAAAAUAGCACUAGUGAAGAGACCCAGGAUGAGAUCAUCGCUCCAUUGAGUGAGUCAGUGACAGAUAACCUCCAGUUUGACAGUAGUUCAUCAAAUAGUGAACUAGAAUCAGGUAAGAUGGUCAGAUGUGAACUCGGGUUUUCCUUACAAACAAAAA